Messenger RNA from Melanotaenia boesemani (Boeseman's rainbowfish), 3297 nucleotides. RefSeq names its product calcium/calmodulin-dependent protein kinase type II subunit beta (gene camk2b2). Gene Ontology annotation, biological process: protein phosphorylation. Gene Ontology annotation, molecular function: calmodulin binding; calcium/calmodulin-dependent protein kinase activity; ATP binding. The record is from RefSeq and is a predicted model, not a curated record. Gene Ontology annotation, cellular component: neuron projection; cytoplasm. Bases 167 to 1789 code for a protein of 540 amino acids. NCBI's taxonomy places the organism in Eukaryota, Metazoa, Chordata, Actinopteri, Atheriniformes, Melanotaeniidae. The transcript is spliced from 21 exons.
GCGCACUUCUGUCGGAGUCCGGACCCGCGCGUGUGUGCCAGGCUGCAGCUGAACCACUCAGCCGUCCGGAGGUCUGAGGUGGGCGGAGACUGAAGCCCAAGGUCCGCAGCCAGAGAGGCACUGAGCAUUCGGGAUUCCUACACACGUGCGAGUCAAAGGAGACAUCAUGGCAACGACUACUUGUACGCGUUUUACGGAUGAAUACCAGCUGUAUGAGGAGCUCGGCAAGGGGGCCUUUUCAGUGGUGCGUCGCUGUGUCAAACUUUGCACAGGCCAAGAGUACGCUGCCAAAAUUAUCAACACCAAAAAGCUCUCAGCCAGAGACCAUCAGAAGUUGGAGAGAGAAGCCAGGAUCUGCAGACUUCUUAAACACUCCAACAUUGUUCGUCUCCAUGACAGUAUCUCUGAGGAAGGCUUCCACUAUCUCAUCUUUGACCUGGUGACAGGAGGGGAGCUGUUUGAGGACAUCGUGGCUAGAGAGUACUACAGUGAAGCAGAUGCCAGUCAUUGCAUCCAGCAGAUCCUGGAGGCCGUGCUCCACUGCCAUCAGAUGGGGGUGGUACACAGAGACCUCAAGCCAGAGAAUCUACUGCUGGCCAGCAAGUGUAAGAAUGCUGCUGUGAAACUGGCUGACUUUGGCCUGGCGAUUGAAGUUCAAGGAGAACAGCAGGCUUGGUUUGGCUUUGCAGGGACUCCCGGCUACUUGUCACCAGAGGUGCUGAGAAAGGAGGCGUACGGCAAACCUGUAGACAUCUGGGCAUGUGGUGUUAUCCUUUACAUCCUUUUGGUUGGGUACCCUCCGUUCUGGGACGAGGACCAGCACAAACUCUACCAGCAGAUCAAAGCUGGAGCCUACGAUUUUCCCUCCCCAGAGUGGGACACUGUGACUCCAGAGGCUAAAAACCUGAUCAACCAGAUGCUGACUAUCAACCCUGCCAAGAGAAUCACCGCCCAGGAGGCUCUGAAGCACCCAUGGGUCUGCCAACGCUCAACAGUGGCCUCUAUGAUGCACAGGCAGGAGACGGUCGAGUGCCUGAAGAAGUUUAACGCCAGGAGGAAACUCAAGGGUGCCAUCCUGACCACCAUGCUUGUCUCCAGGAACUUCUCUGUGGGUCGGCAGACCACAGCCCCAGCUGCUGUCAGCGCUGUGGCGGGAACCACUGCCGGCAUCGUGGAACAAGCAGCCAAGAGCCUCCUCAACAAAAAGGCUGACGUCAAGCCACAGACAAACAGCACGAGAAACAGCAUAGUAACCAGUCCCAAAGGCAACAUCCCCUCUGCUGCACUGGAGCCACAGACUACUGUUAUCCAUAAUCCAGUAGAUGGGAUCAAGGAAUCAUCUGACAGCAGCAACACCACUAUUGAGGAUGAAGAUGUAAAAGCUCGCAAACAAGAGAUCAUAAAGAUCACAGAGCAGCUUAUCGAAGCGGUAAACAAUGGAGACUUUGAGGCCUACGCGAAGAUCUGUGACCCUGGUCUUACCUCGUUUGAGCCUGAGGGGCUGGGAAACCUGGUGGAGGGCAUGGACUUCCAUAGAUUUUACUUUGACAAUCUCCUUUCCAAGAACAGCAAACCCAUCCACACCACUAUCCUCAACCCUCAUGUGCACAUGAUCGGAGAGGACGCAGCCUGCAUCGCCUACAUCCGACUGACGCAAUUUGUUGACAGCCAGGGCCAUCCUCGCUCCAGCCAAUCAGAAGAGACGAGGGUAUGGCACCGCAGGGACAGCCGGUGGCAGAACGUCCACUUUCACUGCUCGGGAGCUCCUGCUGCACCACUGCAGGGAUGAGGUAGCAUGAGGAGGUGGAGCAGAGCUGAAGCAGGAGGAGUCAGGGCUGAGAGAGAGGUGCAGGUGGAUGUAGGGUGGGGUUGCACUCUGCACACACACCUCGCCCUUCUCUCUCGAUGACCACAGCGGACAGUUUAAGCUCGAUCUUUACCACGUCAGAGAGCAAAUCAGCUGCAACAAAGAAACUGUUUAGCCUGCGUCUCGUCUUCACACCUGGACAACACCUGUCCUUUAUUCUGUCGGCCUCACAUGAGGCGCUCUCCUUGUUCUGAACAUAAAGUUAUUGAUCCUUAAUCCUAGUGUUAUUAUGACUGCAGCCUGUCAUUGUGCUCUUUCAACUGUUCAAUAUUAUUAACUAUUUGAAUCCCUUCUUUGGUCUUUUUUAUGAUGUGCAUGACUCCUACCUGUAAUCUUAAUAUUGCCUGUGGCUGUUUCUCUGCACGACUAAGGCUGCCUGUGUGAAAUGAACAAACAGAAUCAUGAGUCUCACAUUGAGAGACCAGUGGGCGUAUUUAUUUAUACCUUUUUUGUUGUUGUUGUUGGUUUUUUUUUUUCUUUUUCUUUUUUGUUACCUGGAGUGUAAUUGACCCUGAACUGACGCCUACAUGUGUGCACCGGACCCUUCAGAGCCGCUCUGUGAGACAGUGACAACCAUGCAGCAUGCUAAAAUAUUUCUGUCAUUAUUUAAGAUUCUCUGUGUGCCGAACAUUGCAAAUUAUCUACUGAAACUAUGACAGUGGUUUAAGAUAAUAGUAUCCUGCUGUUUAUGUAUGCUUUCAGUUUCGUUGUGGUGGUAUUUACUUGCAUGAUAUUCCAAGUUAAUGCAUUACUAAGUUGGAUGUUAAUGUACAUUUUUAUUGAUCCUCUUUUUUUCUUUUUGAACUGAACUGCUGGUGAACUUUAAACUGUUGCCUCAACUGUUGAAAAUGCAUACUCUGUUUAUGUGUUUAUGAAAAAUGGUGUGUUGUUGGUGAGGAUAAUGAUAGCCUUUUGGACAGACUGCUGCCUCUAGAUUAGAUUUACUGGUUUGUUGCCCAGGUUUUCUUUUGAUUUACUAAGCGACAUCACAGUUAAAGACAUUUGUGUAACACCUGCCCGUGGUUAGUUUAGCUUGCCCCAGCCAAAAAUUUAAAUGCAAAUUUCCAGUCCACUGUUUCAAAUCAAGAGGCUGACCAAUCAGAACAGAGUGGAUUUUUUGUGGGCGGAGCCUAAAGCAAAAAGAGCUAAACAGCGUUUCACACAGAAGGUGAUAGAGGUCUAAAAAAAUGAUAAAAAUGUUAUGUUUAAGCACUUAAACCUGCUCUAUUAGAUCCCUAAAAUAGAAUUAUGAACCUGUAUAUGUACAUAAUAGUUCCUCAAAGACUUUAUCAUGCUCAAUAUGUUAAAGUAAAACAAGGCAUUGCUAUGAGGGAUGAGACCCAGAGCUUGCACUGAGUUAAUAAAUCUGAUGCAUUUAAGCUGACAAUUGAAGUUGCAGAAUUUUUUUCAUGUUUUGUUUGGUUUUUUUU